Molecule: messenger RNA, 1542 nt
Organism: Solea senegalensis (Senegalese sole)
Lineage: Eukaryota; Metazoa; Chordata; Actinopteri; Pleuronectiformes; Soleidae
Gene: aqp7
Product: aquaporin 7
Exons: 6
Coding region: 200-1129 (309 amino acids)
Biological process (GO): water transport; glycerol transmembrane transport
Cellular component (GO): plasma membrane; basolateral plasma membrane
Molecular function (GO): glycerol channel activity; urea transmembrane transporter activity; water channel activity
Source: RefSeq, a predicted model, not a curated record
CCCAAUGGGUACGUGUGACAAAGAGAGAGCGAGAGCAGCAGAGGAGAAGAGAAGUUAGAGGAAAGUGGCAAAACAGACAGACAGAGACAGACUUUGAUUGUGGACCACUGCACACAAUGGAAGGCACUUUGUAAAUAAUUCGUAACGGGGAACUAAACUUGUUUGAGAGUCAACUAGGCACAGGAGAGAACAAGAGGAAAUGAAGGAGUUGGGGGAAAUGACGGUCUCCCUGAGCAAAGGAGACAAAGUAACACGACCCAAAGUUUGGCUUAAGAAUGAAUUUGUUCGCGUGGGACUCGCUGAAUCCCUUUGCACAUAUGUCAUGAUGACGUUUGGCCUGGGGUCUGUAGCCCAGGUAGUGACGGGACAGGGAGCAUUUGGACAGUACCUCAGCAUCAACUUGGGUUUUGCACUGGGUGUCACUAUGGGGGUGCACGUUGGAGGGAAGGUCUCAGGGGCACACAUGAACGCUGCAGUGACAAUCACGAUGUGCACGUUUGGUCGCCUGGCCUGGAGGAUGUUGCCCGUGUAUUUGUUUGCACAGUUGUUGGGAUCUUUUCUGGCAGCAGGGACUAUUUAUGCGGUCUACUAUGAGGCCAUACAUGAUUAUUGUGGAGGUAACCUGACUGUAGUUGGUGAUAGGGCCACUGCUGGUAUCUUUGCCACCUAUCCUGCACCAUACCUCUCGCUGCAGGCUGGAUUCAUUGACCAGGUGUUUGGUACAGGUAUGCUGCUGCUGUGCCUCAUGGCUCUGUCUGACCUGAAGAACAAACCAGCCGCGGCAGGCAGCGAGCCCGUCGCAGUCGGCCUCCUCGUGCUGCUCAUUGGCAUUUCUCUGGGCAGCAAUAGCGGCUACGCCAUUAACCCCAACAGAGACAUUGCACCGAGGGUCUUCACCGCCAUAGCAGGCUGGGGAGCUGAUGUGUUCAGGGCUGGACAUGGUUGGUGGUGGGUUCCUCUGGUUGCUCCCCCCAUUGGAGGUGUACUGGGUGCAGGGCUCUACAAGGCUUUAGUGGAAUUGCAUCACCCAUUUCUCUCUGAACAGGGUGAGGGUUUACUGGAUGAGUCAAAAGAGGACAUUGGCCCCCUAGACAAUCAUAAAAACAACUGUGCAGAUGCUUGUGUGUGAGAAACCCAGCUCUAUAUGUAUAUACUGUAUAUACAGUGUAUGCUGUUGAGAUGUUCCAUAGUUAUGGAGAGUUUUCAAAGCAGACCAAAAGCGACUUUGGCCAAGCAAUUUUAAAAUGUAAAACAAGAAGGUUUAAAACAAAACUUAAACCAUUUGAAAAAAGCGUAUGUAGAAAAAAAAGCAACAGCCCCGUCACAUUGCAGUUUUGUGAAAAUGUGAAAACAUCAUGUGUUGUGUGUGAUUUAUAGCCAAAUAUAAUACAUGUUAAUUUCCUUAUCAUUUGUUUAAAAUAUGUUGUAAGUAUAUUCUCUUCUUUGCAAUAAUUCAGCACUGAGAAACCUACCAGGAAAUGUAUGGAAGCACAUUAUAUUCACCUAAGAAUAUAAAUUAACAAAAAAAACAACAAAACAAGA